This is a messenger RNA of Cucurbita moschata (crookneck pumpkin), 924 nucleotides long. Its product is annotated as probable calcium-binding protein CML13. Bases 130 to 573 code for a protein of 147 amino acids. Gene Ontology annotation, molecular function: calcium ion binding. Gene Ontology annotation, cellular component: myosin II complex. The transcript has a single exon. The record is from RefSeq and is a predicted model, not a curated record. Lineage: Eukaryota; Viridiplantae; Streptophyta; Magnoliopsida; Cucurbitales; Cucurbitaceae.
UUCCAUAAAACAAGAACAAAAAUACGUCACCUCCCACUCUCUGGCGAGCGUCAAAGGGAAAGGAAAACAGAGAGAAAAAAAAGAAAAAUCAGAGCUCUGUGAAGAUUCAAACCUAAAUCGAAACCAGAGAUGGGCAAAGAUCUGAGCAAUGAUCAGAAAUCCUCCAUGAGAGAGGCCUUCACCCUCUUCGACACCGACGGCGAUGGCCGGAUCGCCCCAUCGGAGCUCGGGAUCCUAAUGCGUUCUCUCGGCGGCAACCCCACUCAAGCCCAACUCAAAGCCAUUAUCGCCGAGGAGAAUCUUACUGCUCCCUUUGAUUUCACUCGCUUCCUCGAGAUCAUGUCCAAACACAUGAAGCCCGAGUCCUUCGAUCGCCAGCUUCGCGACGCCUUCAAGGUUCUCGACAAGGACAACACCGGCUACGUCCUGGUGUCCGAGCUCCGACACAUUUUGACUAGUAUAGGUGAGAAGCUGGAGCCGUCGGAGUUCGAUGAGUGGAUUCGAGAAGUGGAGGUUGGACCGGAUGGUAAAAUUCGGUAUGAGGAUUUCAUUGCUCGAAUGGUGGCCAAAUGAGGAGGGAAGUUAUGGAAAAUUGGUUUUGUGUGCUUUACUCGACUGCUUUCUGAAGUAAUUUGUGGCGAUCUUUGUUGUUUCUCUUUUUUCCCUUUUCUUUCCAAUUUCUGUUGAUUGGUUUCAGAUUACAAAACUUGCUUGGAUUUUGGUGGGAUGGAUGCGGGUGAUGUUCGCAUACUUCCCCAAGUAAUGCUAAUAUUAUUUGGAAAGAUUUAGGAUUAUAAUGGGAUGAAUAUGUGUGGAUGGAUUCGAGGUGUAUUGAAAACUGUGGUUUUCUGGGUAUCUUAGGAUCUGUUGAUUUGUAUGUGUUUCAUAGCUUAAAUUGCUAAAAAUGGUUAGCUUCUUCCGCAA